Messenger RNA from Populus nigra (black poplar), 3016 nucleotides. RefSeq names its product pentatricopeptide repeat-containing protein At3g23020-like. The coding region runs from base 256 to 2835 and encodes 859 amino acids. The transcript has a single exon. The record is from RefSeq and is a predicted model, not a curated record. NCBI's taxonomy places the organism in Eukaryota, Viridiplantae, Streptophyta, Magnoliopsida, Malpighiales, Salicaceae. Gene Ontology annotation, molecular function: protein binding.
AAAUGUAUUCCAGAUAAUGGAAUGGGCCACUUGUAAAAGCGUCAAGCAUCAGCACCAGACCAGAGACCCGACUACAACUCCAAAAUCUUACCCUUCCCUUCUCUGUCAGAGAAAUUCCGAUUUUGUAAAGAUAAAAUCCUGCUAAAGCACUACGCUGAAUCCCGCCAACACCCCCACUGUAUUGCUAACUACUAAUUUUUCUUGCUCCGUAAAAUUUCAUAGAAUUUAGUGCUUAUCUUUUGUCAAAAAGAAACAAUGUUUGUAAAACUGCAAUUAGAUGCCCGUUGUUUUAACAUAUUGAGCUCCCCCAGGACCUCACCCAUCACAGGAGCUUCAGUCUCCACAAACACAGGAGUAUCACUUUCUCCACUAGAAAAGAUUGAAACUGUCAAGAAACGCAGAGAGCAAAGCCUUCUUGAAAUCCCCAAUAGACGAAUUCCCAAGAAGUUCAACACAGAUCACAAACUUACUCCAAAUAAACCUAGCUUCAAUAAAAACCCAGAUAGAGAACCGAGAAAUAACUCAAGGAAUAGUACUCGAGUUGAAAAUAAGAAGAGUUUUGGGGUUGGUUUGGAGAGGCUCAAUGGUAAUGGCUCGGUUGAUAAAGCGCACACCAAAUGUUCGAAGAAAUGGGCAUAUUAUGGAGGUUGUAUUCCAUCAAUUUUGGAAGCUCUUGAUACGAUUAAAGACCUUGACGAGGCAUUGAAGCCAUGGGAGGAUACUCUUAGUAACAAAGAGAGGAGCAUAAUUUUGAAGGAGCAGUCUAGUUGGGAGAGAGCUUUGGAGAUUUUUGAGUGGUUUAAGAGAAAGGGUUGCUAUGAGUUGAAUGUGAUUCACUAUAAUAUUAUGCUCAGGAUUCUUGGGCGAGCGCGAAAUUGGAGCCAUGUUGAAUGUUUGUGUAAUGAAAUGAGAAUUAAACAGAUUUUGCCUGUCAAUUCUACAUAUGGUACUUUGAUUGAUGUUUAUAGCAAAGGUGGCCUCAAAGAAGAGGCACUUCAUUGGCUUAAGAAGAUGAAUGAUCGAGGAAUGGUACCAGAUGAGGUUACUAUGGGAAUUGUUAUACAAAUGUACAAGAAAGCUGGCGAGUUUCAAAAGGCGGAAGAGUUUUUCAAGAAUUGGACACUGGGUGAGUCUAUAAAGCAUGAAGGAACCAGUAAAGCAAGUGCUGGGGUGCAGAAUGGUGUGCAGGUCAGUGUUUCUUUGAGCUCAUAUACAUACAAUACGUUGAUUGACACUUAUGGGAAGGCAGGGCAACUUAAAGAAGCAUCUGAGACUUUUGCAAAGAUGCUUAGAGAAGGUAUUGUGCCAACAACUGUAACUUUUAAUACCAUGAUCCACAUUUGUGGUAACCAUGGCCAGCUUGAAGAAGCGGGUUCACUUAUGCAGAAGAUGGAGGAGCUCCGAUGCCCACCAGACACAAGGACGUAUAAUAUUCUCAUCUCCCUUCAUGCUAAGCAUGAUAAUAUAAGCAUGGCAGCUAGCUACUUUAAAAGGAUGAAGGAGGCUAGAUUAGUGCCAGAUCAUGUGAGUUACCGCACACUCUUGUAUGCCUUCUCAAUAAGGCAUAUGGUCAGUGAUGCAGAAGACCUGGUGUCUGAGAUGGAUGAAAAGGGUUUGGAGAUUGAUGAGUAUACCCAGUCUGCUCUGACUAGAAUGUACAUAGAAGCUGGGAUGCUUGAGAAAUCAUGGCUUUGGUUCAGGAGAUUUCAUCUCACGGGGAAUAUGAGUUCUGAGUGCUAUUCUGCCAGCAUUGAUGCAUAUGGGGAGCGCGGCCAUAUUUUGGAAGCUGAGAAAGUUUUCAUGAGCUGCCAAGAGGGGAAGAUGCUGACUGUCCUCGUGUUUAAUGUGAUGAUUAAAGCAUAUGGGUUAGCGCAGAAAUAUGACAAAGCAUGUCAGUUGUUUGACAGCAUGGAGAGUCAUGGUGUACUUGCAGAUAGAUGUAGCUAUAGUUCUAUCAUACAAAUUUUGGCUGGUGCUGACUUGCCAGACAAAGCAAGACAUUAUCUGAAGAAGAUGCAAGAGGCAGGAUUGGUUAGUGAUUGCAUCUCCUAUUGUGCUGUGAUCUCAAGCUUUGUGAAAUUCGGUAAACUGGAAAAGGCUGAGGGGCUUUAUAACGAGAUGAUAGGUUUUGAUGUGAAGCCAGAUGUUAUAGUUUAUGGUGUACUGAUAAACGCGUUUGCUGAUGCUGGAAGUGUUAAAGAAGCUCUUGGUUAUGUAGAUGCAAUGAAAAGAGCUGGUUUGCCUGGAAAUACAGUCAUAUACAACUCCUUAAUCAAGCUUUAUACCAAAGUCGGGUACUUGAAAGAAGCAGAAGAAACAUAUCAGCUGCUUCAGUCGUCAGAUUCUGGUCCUGAUGCAUAUUCUUCAAACUGUAUGAUAGAUCUCUACAGCGAACAAUCCAUGGUCAAGCAAGCAGAAAAUAUUUUUGAGAGCUUGAAGAGAAAAGGGAACACAAAUGAGUUUACUUUUGCAAUGAUGUUGUGCAUGUACAAAAGACUUGGGAGGUUUGAGGAAGCCACUCAGAUUGCAAAACAGAUGAGAGACUUGGGACUUUUGACUGACUUGUUAAGCUAUAAUAAUGUGCUUGGGUUGUAUGCAUUGGAUGGCAGAUUCAAAGAGGCUGUGGGAACUUUCAAGGAAAUGGUAGAAGCUUCCGUUCAACCCGAUGAUUGUACAUUCAAAUCUCUUGGAAUUGUUCUGGUAAAAUGUGGAAUAUCAAAGAAAGCUGUUAGCAAGCUUGAAGCAACUACGAAAAAUGAUUAUCAGAAAGGUUUGCAGGCAUGGAUGUUAGCUCUCUCCACUGUAGCUGAUAUAGAUGAUGAUUAUGACGAGUAAAUUUAAGUUGUAGUUAUGGGCUGUAUUCCUUUUCUCUUGCUUCUAAUGUAGUGGAAGUUGCAUACUGUUGUAACGUGUAAUGGGCAAGAUCAACAAAAGUGUAAAGUGUAUAAAACCUGUACUUUCUGUAUUUUUACUGUGUUGAUAAAAUAUGUCAAAUGUUCAACAAGAUUUGAUUCAA